AUGUGCUAUCAAAGCAUAAAAGUCUUCAAAUGUGGACACAACAGCCUUCCAAAAGCUCUGAGAUGCAAAAAACCUACUAUCGGCUGCGAAGGGGUGUUCCUGAGGGAAGAACUGAAGAAAGCGAAGGGACUUUGCGAGUCGUGUGGGAGGGCAGCCGAGACGAAACGAGCCGAGAAAGAGCAAGUGGAGAAAGGGGAAGAUGAAGGCUACUGGUCGUAG
Molecule: messenger RNA, 219 nt
Organism: Drepanopeziza brunnea f. sp. 'multigermtubi' MB_m1
Lineage: Eukaryota; Fungi; Ascomycota; Leotiomycetes; Helotiales; Drepanopezizaceae
Source: RefSeq, a predicted model, not a curated record